Messenger RNA from Drosophila novamexicana, 1494 nucleotides. RefSeq lists its product as uncharacterized. Lineage: Eukaryota; Metazoa; Arthropoda; Insecta; Diptera; Drosophilidae. The transcript has 3 exons. Bases 161 to 820 code for a protein of 219 amino acids. The record is from RefSeq and is a predicted model, not a curated record.
UUUAUCGAAUAAGAACACAAAUUUUUCAGGGCAAAAGCAAAAAAAAAAUUCUUUUAAAUUUUAAGUUCACUUUUUACUAGUUUUCCAAAUUGUAUUUUCAUAGUCUUCUGUUUUUCAUAUUUGCACCUAUUUGGAAAUAUAAUUGAACUAGUUUUCAGCCAUGGCAAAUAGUGCUAAAAGAUUUCCAAAGUUGCGGUUCGCGCUUAUCACCGAGGAUGCCUUGGAGAUGCUGCACCCGGAUACAAAGUCGCAAGAUUCGAGCCUAAUGGAGGUCAAGGACAUGUACGAGACGAUCAACAAUACGGUGAAUGUGCUGCUGGAGCAGAAGCUGCGGAAUCUCAAGCUGGACAAACUGGACCAGCUGAUCGAGGACAAGGUAUGCGAGAUACUCGAUCGCCACAGGGAGAUACGCAAGAGCAUGCGAGGCCUUGGAACGUCGAAGUCAUCCGAUGAAUCGAUUCAUACGGUGUCCGAAUUCGGCAGCAAGCCCGUCAGACCGAUUAAGUUUGAUGCUCGAUCAAUAAAUUCUAUCGCCUCCAGAGGAAUGCGCGCCAAAAAGGCCAGGAAGGAGCCAUUCACCAGCGAUUUUCCCUAUAAAACGGAGUCGACCAACGAACGCAAGACGACACCAACGAAUAUUAUUAAUACCAAUAUUAAUAACAAUAAUAACAAUAUUAAUAAAAGUAAUAACAGAACUGGAAUCAAAAAUGGAAGUCCACGAUCUGUCGCGAUAACCGACUCAAAGAAACCGCACUCCGCUCGGGACAUUGCGGUUAAGUAUUUUAAGGAAUUGGAUGAUCGAUGCAAACGCAAGCAAUGAAACAUGCUCUAAGAUAUAUAAAUAUUUAUAUAUAUAUACAUAUAUAUGUAUAUAUAUAAUCAUUUGCCCAGACGAUUCUAUUUAAUUUUUAACGGACGUCAAUCGCGGCUUUUGAUUGGAAAUUGGAAAGUUAACAAUGUAAAUUUAGCAAGAACCUGUCUAGGUCUAAGAAGGAAAACACUUUCCGUGCUCUAGCUGUACGUUCGAUUGUGGAGUUCUCAGCAUGCCCGGUAACAAUUUCGAGCUCAAGUAAGAACUUCCUGUACAAAUUUUUAAUAAAUAUCGAGCGCAGCUGCUCCAAUUAGACUUUGAAGCCAUUUUAUAGGAGGCAUCUUCGAAGGUAUACACAAAUAUUCUUGGUCAGCAUCGAAGACUUUGAGAGCUGUUGACAUUAUAUUCGGCCAGAAAAAGUAUUAGCCAUUCAGAAUAUAUCAUUUCACUUCACUUUAAAGGGCUCGGACUAUAAACACCGAAACUAAUCAAGAACACAUUUCCUGUAGUGUGGGACUGGGAGAGAAAGCAGCACAGUUCGUAGCUUACGGCUGAGAGCUGAGCGAAGGGUAUCUGCCAACCGGACACAUCCGACUAGCUUCUUGGGUGUAUAGCUAAUUACUCGCGGAUGUGGCGGCAUUCCGCGCUGGGUAAAGGGUAUCUGCCAGCCGAGCACGCCCGAC